Serendipita indica DSM 11827 is the source of this 1239-nucleotide messenger RNA. The record is from the annotation of a GenBank genome assembly. NCBI's taxonomy places the organism in Eukaryota, Fungi, Basidiomycota, Agaricomycetes, Sebacinales, Serendipitaceae.
AUGUCUAGCUUUGCUGCUCUUAUGGCGAUGAGCAAAGCCCAGUCAGCAGCCAGCACGACCGGUAUUCAGGAUGCUCUCGCUCAAAGAAACGCCAAACUGCGUGCAGAACAGGAAGAAGCGGAGCGGCAACGCAAAGCGGAGCAGGCUCGUGAGGCCAAACUACGAGAAUUGCGCGCCGAACAGGAGCGGCGGGACAAGGAGAGAGCGGCCGCGCGUGAGGAAGCUCUCCGAGCAAGGGAAAAGGAGGCAGAAGCCCGCCAACAGGAGCAAAUGCAGAAGAUGUUGGGUAAAGCUAGACAUACAUUAUUCGAGAAGCGCGACAGGGAGGGCGGUGGCAGCCCACGGCGAAAGAAAGCGAGCGACGACGACGAUGAUGAUUCCGAAGGAGGAAAGGCUGGGGUUUUUCUCACAAGGGCCGAAAAGCGCGCCCUCAAGAUGGACCCUGACGCUCGUCCUCAGUGGGCUCAGCAACUCGUUGGGACAUCCCGACCUGGUUCCAGUUCCAGCGCCAGCAAAACCUCGGUUAUCAGUGCGCAAGGAUCUCGGUCACCAACCAAAUCGAAGAGAAGCGGUCCGACUGACUUCUCCAAGACGCUCGAUGCGCCGUCAUCUUUGGCGGUUCAAGGGAAUCCAAAUCUUUCGAUCAAGGAGCGCAUCAAGGGAUCCGACUAUUUUACGCCUAUAAAGCUCGCCGCUGUUCGCCGUGAUACUCGUACUCAAGCCGACUAUUUCCAAGAGAAGCGGCUCAAGGCAUUGGCAGCGGAGAAAGGGGCGAGUAUAGGAGACAAACGGGACCAAGCGGCCACAAAACCAAAGCACAAAGAUAUCGAACCUGGUAGACUACCGUUCGGGGCUGCGGCCAGCCGGAAACCACUCACCUCUGCGAGCACAUCGAGACUGCCAUCCACAUCCCGUCAAGACUCGCCUGCCGGAUCUCGUAAGCGCCCUCGCUCCGAGUCCAUUUCUUCAUCAGACAUGGAUCUCGAUGCUCCUCGGAAGCGCUCCAAGUCGCAGCCCAAGUUUAACAUCUGGCAAAUCGUCACUGGCAAGGAUCGUAGUCAUUAUCAGGAAGAUGUAUUCAGUGACGAAGAGGAUGAGGAUAUGGAAGUCUCCGCUGCAGCCCUUGCAAAGGAGGAAAAGAGAGCUCUCGCAGCCGCCAAACGAGAGGACCAGCUGGCAUUGGAGGAAGAAAUGCGUCACGAAGCUGAGAAACGCAGAAAGAAACUCGGUGCGCGAUGA